UGGCCCGACGAGUUGACUUAAACCAACUUAAUAUGAACCCAGCAACUUGAGUUUACUUAGCCGCAGCUGUUCGAGCCUUGCAUGUCUUAAUUGCCAUAUUGAUUAUGGUUUUGUCUAGUGUUAUUUGUUCUCUACAUCAAGUUGUGGAAAAAUUGCGUGUUCUAAUUGUGUGUGCAAAUCAAAUGGUGUUAUUUAAAUCGUUUUCUAUUAUGGUAAAAUAAAAAAAUGUUUGCUUUUGUGGUUCGGCUUUCGUGUACGACUUUAAAAUUACUUCCUUGGACGUGAUGCUCAGAUCUGCUUUCUUAUAUCAUAUAUUUUCCCCCCCUAAAUGCUGUCAUUAAACCAGACCAAUGUUUUUUUGCCAACAAAUAUUUUUUUCACUUUUUUUUUUCUUUUGUUUUGUUUUGACUUCAUUUAUUUGGCCUUCAUCCGGGUAAAUAAAACGGAGACUGGAGCUUUGACUAUAAAUGUCGACGUCGCGUUAGACGUUCCGUCACAGUUAGUUAGAAGAUAUUGGCGAAAUGAAGUUGUCAAAGCUUAUGCUUACUUUCCUUUACUUGGGGCUUUUCGUUGCCUUGGUGGUGAGUGCCGAUACGGAUACGGCCAGCGAUUCGGAUGAUGACACCACUGCAGCCGCUUCCACAAACACCACAAGCACAGAGGCCGCCAGUUCCUCUGAUAGUUCCAGUACCUCAGAUGAUGAUUCCGACACCAGUUCUGAUGUGGAUGAUGGCUCUACCGAUGAUUCUGAUUCUGGUUCAGAUUCCGAUUCCGAUAGUGAUACUGCUACAUCAGCUCCAGUUGUAAAAAAGAAGAAGAAGACCAACAGCAACAAAAAGAAGGCCAAUAAGAACAAGAAGAAGGCCAGCAGCAACAAGAAGAGGGCUAGCAACAACAAGAAGAAGGCCAACAAUCGCAGAAAGAGGGCGUCUAACAACAAAAAGAAGGCAACCAACAACAACAACAAGCGCAGAAACAGCAAUUCCAGGAGGCGUGGAUAAACAUAUAAAAAAAACAAACAUUCUGGACAUAAGGAAAAUUCCAAUAUCAGGACAAUAUGCAUAAUAAAUAUCUUUUUUUUUAUGAUUUAAUAA
Drosophila eugracilis is the source of this 1094-nucleotide messenger RNA. RefSeq names its product pre-intermoult gene 1 protein (gene Pig1). Lineage: Eukaryota; Metazoa; Arthropoda; Insecta; Diptera; Drosophilidae. The record is from RefSeq and is a predicted model, not a curated record. The coding region runs from base 522 to 1001 and encodes 159 amino acids. The transcript has a single exon.